Diaporthe citri is the source of this 978-nucleotide messenger RNA. RefSeq lists its product as uncharacterized. The record is from RefSeq and is a predicted model, not a curated record. Gene Ontology annotation, biological process: ergosterol biosynthetic process. Bases 1 to 978 code for a protein of 325 amino acids. The transcript is spliced from 4 exons. Gene Ontology annotation, cellular component: endoplasmic reticulum. Gene Ontology annotation, molecular function: sterol 24-C-methyltransferase activity. Lineage: Eukaryota; Fungi; Ascomycota; Sordariomycetes; Diaporthales; Diaporthaceae.
AUGGCCGCGGCAGCCGGCGGCGGGGCCGGCCCUCUCAUCAACGACAACCCCGAGCUCCAGUCUUACUACCAGUCGCUCGAGUCCCGCGUCGGGUACCGGCUUGUUCUGGGCGGCACGCGUCAUUUCGGAUACUGGUAUAAUGCGCAUCACUCCGAGGUCAUGGGCUGGUACUGGAGAACUGGCAUCGGCGAGAAGGGAUACACCAGGGACAAUGACACAUGGUUUCCAUUCCCAAUCACGCCCUCCCUGCGAAGAAUGGAGCAGAAGAUGUUCGAGCGCCUCAACCUGCCCGAGGGGGCCUCGGUGCUCGACGCCGGCUGCGGCAUCGGCCACGUCGCGCUUUGCAUGGCUCGCCAUGGACUGCGGGUCACGGCGAUCGAUGUCGUCGAGCACCACGUAGAAAAGGCGCGGCACAACUUCCGGCGGUCAGGUCUGCCGGAGGGCCAGGUCACGGCGCGGAGGGCGGACUAUCACCACCUGGAGUGGAUCGCGGACGAGUCCCUCGACGGCGUGUACACUAUGGAGACGCUCGUGCACGCCACGGACCUCGACACGGUGCUUCGCGGAUUCUACCGCAUCCUGAAGCCCGGCGGGCGGCUCGUCGAGCACGAGUACGAGACGCGCGUCACCAAGGCCGAGGAGACGGGCAAACUGGCUGGCGACACCGACUUCGUCGUCAAAUACAGCGCCAUGCCGCUGGACCUGAUGGCGCCGGGGCGGCUGAGGCGGGCGCUCGAGGAGGUUGGGUUUGUGGAUGUUGAUAUUGUGGACUACUCGGAGAACGUGCGGCCCAUGCUGCGACUGUUCUACUGGAUGGCUAUCGUUCCGUAUUUUAUCGUCAAGUUUCUGAGGCUGGAUCGGUUUUUUAUCAACACUAUUGCUGGAGUUGGGGGCAUGGCGGGCCAGGAUCACUGGAAGUACAUCUCUGUUAGCGCCAGGAAGCCUGGUGGUCCUGUAGAGUCGGCGAAGACGAAGUGA